This is a messenger RNA of Alligator mississippiensis (American alligator), 1989 nucleotides long. RefSeq names its product chromosome 1 C13orf42 homolog (gene C1H13orf42). The coding region runs from base 1 to 801 and encodes 266 amino acids. Lineage: Eukaryota; Metazoa; Chordata; Crocodylia; Alligatoridae. The record is from RefSeq and is a predicted model, not a curated record. The transcript has 3 exons.
AUGUUUAGAAAGAUCCAUUCAAUAUUUCAGCCCAACUCCCAUAGGAGGAAUCUGGUUGAUGACAUCCCAUGUUAUGAUGGCACAAGCUCUGCUGUGAGGCUGAUCCGCAGCACUUCAAUGUAUGUUCUUGGAGAGGAGCCCCAGAAACUGAGUGAAUCCUUGAAAAAAUGUAAAAGUACAGCCAGCAUAGACUCAUAUGUUUACUUUGAGCAGAAAGAGGAAGACAGGGCCUGGAUGUACUCUAAGACCCAAGACUGCUUAAAAUACUUACAGGACCUCUUAGCCCUGAGGAAAAAAUACCUUGCCAGCAUCAAUGACUUGAAGUCUAUGAAUGCAACAAAUAAAAUCUCUCCUGUGUCUACAAAAUCCUCCAAAACAGGGAAAAACCCACCACCUUCUUCCAAACAAUCUUCUAAGAUAUCACUGGAAGGAAAAGUCCCACAGCCCAAUUCAGAUGUAAAAGAAGCAAUAGCUUACUUCGACUCGGUUAUUGCAGAACUGGAUACAGAGAGAUGGCGGAAAAUUCCUGCAACAAACCUCUCAAACGCGGAUGUUGACUUUGAUGUUGCUACCAGCACUAGCGAACACAGUUUACAUUCAAACUGGAUUCUUCGUGCUCGGAGACAUUCACAGGAUACCUCACAAACAGCAAAAGGAACAAACCAGGCUCAAACAAACAGUCAGAGAACCACCACUGGCUCCAGAAAGAGACUGGAAAGACAUCCAAUGUACUUACCCAAAGCGGUGGAGGGAGCAUUCAAUACUUUAAAAUUUAAACCUAAAGCACGUAAAAAGGAAUAGCUGGAAGAUUGCUAUACAAAAUAAUGUGUAAUAUUUAUCUCUUUUUAAAAACUAUGUCCCACCACUUACACAAUAGUAAUGGCAAAUGAGUAUGCAUUCAUUGAAGGUUCUUUAUGUUGCAUGUAUUUUAAGCCAUGGUUAUUCCAGGUUUGGACUGACAUCAGAGUUUAUCUCAUCGAGUUCACUGUGCCUAACAAUACUGCUUUAUCACCCGAGGAAAAGAACCCCUUCAGCUUGGCAAGCAUUUUUCAGUGUUGUUAUUGGAAGCAAUGAUUCAAAGACUGCCUGGUGCAGUAAUUUUUCUUCACUCUACUACUGCAAAGUAGAUCUGUUAAUAUGUGGUGAGCUUGUGCAUCAGUAAUUCCAAUUACAGUGAAAUGAAUUUUCCUCAUCUUUGCAUGUGAAAAUUUAGCAUGUGCCAUCACCAGUCCCAUGACCUGAGAUCAUGAAGUGGCACUGUAAGAGGAUGUGGUAAAGGAAGAAAUUGCUGCAGUGAGAGCAGCCCGCAUUUUGUGACAUUUUUUCCCACUAUGUGCUAGGGAAAAAAAAUCAAGUAGUUGCUAUAUGUAGCUUUCUGAAGGAAGUUAUUUUCUUGUUGGACACCGCACGUGAAGAUUUUGUGCAGUUCUUUUCAUAUGGCUACAAACAAAGUGUUUGUUUAUUUUAAUACCCAGAUGCAGACCAAGUCUUAUUUAAAUGCUGGAAUCUGAACUAUUCAUAUGUUCCGUUACUAAUGUUUAACAGCAGUGAGCUGAGGCAUUUUUGAAUCAGUCAGGCAUAGACUGUUCUCUAAUGGGAGGCAAGGGGUGGAAGGAAACUACUAAGGAAUCUUAAGGAACCCUAGCACAACAUCAUUAGGUUUCAUCUGUUAUCUGGAUUUCUGCACAGUAUUUCAAUGCUUUCAUUCAAAUGUAAACAUCCUAAACAACAUAUUACAGAGGUGCUCCAAAGGAGGUGCUUUUUCCUUAGAGGUGCAGUAUGUGCUCUAUGCCAGAGGUUCUCAACCUCAAUACACUUGAGACAUCCCUCAAUAGAUUUGAGGCACCCCUUGGAAAAUGUCUGCUCUUAGUUUUCACUUGAUUUUUUGACUACAGAAAAAUAAUAGAGCAGUUCUUCUGUUGCAAAGAACUCAGAAUGACCACAUCAGAAUGGUUUUAACACUAUGUAUUCCUGUUUGAAAUCUCUGGC